Trypanosoma grayi is the source of this 2040-nucleotide messenger RNA. RefSeq names its product WD repeat-containing protein wat1. Gene Ontology annotation, molecular function: protein binding. Gene Ontology annotation, biological process: TOR signaling; regulation of actin cytoskeleton organization. The transcript has a single exon. Lineage: Eukaryota; Euglenozoa; Kinetoplastea; Trypanosomatida; Trypanosomatidae. Gene Ontology annotation, cellular component: TORC2 complex; TORC1 complex. The record is from RefSeq and is a predicted model, not a curated record. Bases 1 to 2040 code for a protein of 679 amino acids.
AUGUGCGCCGCAUUUCUCAUCUCAGCCUCGUACGAUCAGCAGAUUCGCUUCUGGGAUGGUUCAUCUGGUCGCACUGUGCGCUGUUUUGCAUUUCAGGACUCACAGGUGAAUGCGUUGCUGAUGAUCCCCGACACAACGUACCUCGCUGUGGCCGGGUUUGGUGUGGUGCGUGUGUACGACAUUGGCGUAGCGCACACGGCGUCCGGUGGCGGUGGCAUUGGCAGCCAGGCACCGCCGCUCUUCUCGUCGUACGAAAAUCAAUCCGCGAUGAACGUGACAAGCCUCGGCACCUUUCCACUACACACUAGGAAGGGUAUUAUCUCGUUCUUCGGUACCUCCGCCGAGGGGUCGAACAGCAGCUUCUUCAAUACAUUUGACCUGGCGGCGACCCAGCGGCCUCUCUCGGACGUCUUUGCUGGUGAACUUUCAACAGCACUCUACGCGACCUCGGAGGACGGUCAUAUUCGUUUCUUUAAUGCCACCUCACCGACGACACUGAAUCUCAUUUGCGACAUCGCAACAGGCGCCGCCAUUACAUGUAGUGCGCUCUCACCAAACCGUCAGUACCUGCUCACAGGUUCACAGAUUGGCCGUGUGUCUGUGUGGCAUCUCCCCGCCGUCAUUGCGGUAGCCACGCAGCAGCUCGACAGCUCCGUGCACACUGCGUUUGGUCAGAGGCCGAUGCAAGAAAUCACGUUUGAGGCGGACUACACAGCCAUCCGAAGCAUUGCAUUGGAACCAUUGGCCCGUUGGGCUGUGGUGGCGACAAAUGCAGGGAAAUUGCACUUUUUGCGUUUUUUGGUAGAAUCGGGCGCCCCUGGUCACUCCACAGAUACAGACGUUGGCGUGGUGAAGGUGUCAGCAAUUGGCGAGGGGAAUGAGGAGGAGCCACAGAAGGGUGAAGGUAUUGUUAGUGAUAGCAUUGAAGCCGAGGCGUGCUCCACCCCCACCACCACCACCAAUCUGCUAUCCUCUAACAGUAACUGUCCACCCCCAGAGAGUGUGUAUAGGUCUGCAGUUGUCAGCAACGAGCUUGGGAACAGCGGGCUGCGCGGUAAUGUAUUGGGGUCAUCAUUUGCUGGUCACGACAAGGAAUCCAUCGCUGCCGCGCUCAUCGGCAGUCUGGACCCCAACAGCCUCCGCGUGAAAGCCUUCUCUUCAAACAAAGGUGGCGACAGCCCGCACAACGCUUCAACAGAGUCCUCUACGCACAAGUCGGCCUUUCGGCAGCAGGUUGUUAUGGAGGUCUUUCACUCGUUCCAGGCGCAUUACAAAUAUAUCCUCAAGGUGGCCAUUUCACCCAAUGCGGACAUGCUCGUGACGUGCUCCGCAGACUACACAGUGGGACGCUUUCUUAUUCCAUUGGAACUUCAGAAGGGUGCCGCAGAAAAGCUCAAUCAGCCUGGGGAUGCGUUUUGCAGCAGCCCUGCGAUUGAUCCCCCACUCUCUGCGACAGCGCCCAUGGCUGCUCAGGGCUCCGAAGUCGUCCAAUCCGAGGCGUUGGCGGAUGCUGGAGCGGCGGAAACGCCUGUAGCGGCGGCGAUUCUAUCACCACUGCAACCCAUUGAAGGGGAGGGCGACAAGAAUCCACUGUGUGCUGAGAACGCUGAGGGUGGUGAAAAAAAGCCACUUGAUACAGAACAAACGGGUGGGACGAAAAAAACAGCAACAUUUGCGGCUGAUUCAUCAUUCAUCCAAUCGACAAGAAAAGCUGCAGACAGGUCGGGCGUUCGUCCUUCCGAUUUUCAAGACGCCUCAUCCGUGUUGUUCUCUGUUGUGCCAUCAACGAGUGCGGAAGGGAACACAGCAUCCCAACAGACUGGCGGACUACAAUUCAAGGCGCUGAAGCCAUUGACGGGGCACGCCCGGUGGGUGUGGGAUUGUGUCUUCAGCGACUGUGGUCAGUUCCUCUUUACCUCAAGCAGCGAUCACAACCUGCGCAUGUGGACGGGCCUGCUCACCGACCGCGUGCAGUUCACCUGCUUUAUCGGGCACACGAAGCCGGUGGUGUGUUGUAUUUUGUAUUACGAAAAGAAGUGA